Tigriopus californicus is the source of this 775-nucleotide messenger RNA. It is a transcript of the gene twr, whose product is annotated as signal peptidase complex catalytic subunit SEC11A-like. Gene Ontology annotation, cellular component: membrane; signal peptidase complex. Lineage: Eukaryota; Metazoa; Arthropoda; Copepoda; Harpacticoida; Harpacticidae. The transcript is spliced from 2 exons. The record is from RefSeq and is a predicted model, not a curated record. Bases 155 to 691 code for a protein of 178 amino acids. Gene Ontology annotation, molecular function: serine-type endopeptidase activity.
CUUCCGUCGGCUUCUCCACUCUACACGUCAGCCUUCUGUUUCUCUCCCUCUCUCUUGCCUCAAUCCAGUGUUUCUCCUCCCGAUCUGUUUUUGGUGGUAGGAAUCACAAAUCAAAAAAUAGUGAUCUCUAAAACUCUCUGUCACAAAUCUGAUCAUGAUGAAUUCCAUGUUUGAUGACUUGAAACGCAUGGAUAAGCGACAGGUCUUGUACCAGGUCUUGUCGUUUGGUAUGAUUGUGUCGUCGGCGCUGAUGAUCUGGAAGGGGUUGAUGGUGGGCACGGGCAGUGAGAGCCCCAUUGUGGUGGUCUUGUCGGGGAGCAUGGAGCCCGCAUUUCACAGAGGAGAUCUCCUUUUCCUCACCAAUUAUGAACAGGAGGACAUUCGAGUGGGAGAAAUUGUCGUCUUUAAGGUGGAGGGUCGCGAUAUCCCGAUCGUUCAUCGGGUCCUGAAGGUCCACGAACAAGACGACGGCAGUAUUAAGUUCCUAACGAAAGGUGACAACAACUCGGUGGAUGACCGGGGCCUUUACGCCCCAGGGCAGAAUUGGCUGGCCAAGAAGGACGUGGUGGGACGGGCCCGGGGCUUCUUGCCGUAUGUGGGCAUUGUCACCAUUCUGAUGAACGAAUAUCCCAAGUUUAAAUAUUGUGUUCUGGCCUGCCUCGGCAUCUAUGUCUUGAUUCAUCGCGAGUAAAACUUAUAUUCGUUGUUUGUUAUUAACCUAUGCCCUGUCUCGAGUCGAAAGACAUUCACUUCCACUUCGAAGAUAAUCUCAAAA